UGUCAGGCACCGCGGGGACGCCUUUCCGAGCGCCCGGCUCGGCGCGGCGCGGGGGCGCGCACGCCGCCCAGCUCUGGGGCCGCAGAGGGGGCGGGGCGGGACGUCCGGGGAGUGCGCACGCAUCCGGCCCGCGGCGCGCGCGCAGGUCGGUGCGUCGGUCGGGGGCGCGCUCGGGUACCUGUACCCCACGUAGUCGCCGGUUACCGAUCGGACUAAGUUCCAGUGGUGAUUUACAAGUCAAGUUAAAAUGUCCCCAGAAGUGGCCUUGAACCGAAUAUCUCCAAUGCUCUCGCCUUUCAUAUCUAGCGUGGUCCGGAAUGGAAAAGUGGGACUGGAUGCUACAAACUGUUUGAGGAUAACUGACUUAAAAUCUGGCUGCACAUCAUUGACUCCUGGGCCCAACUGUGACCGAUUUAAACUGCACAUACCAUAUGCUGGAGAGACAUUAAAAUGGGAUAUCAUUUUCAAUGCCCAAUACCCAGAACUGCCUCCCGAUUUUAUCUUUGGAGAGGAUGUUGAAUUCCUGCCAGACCCCUCAGCUUUGCAGAAUCUUGCCUCCUGGAAUCCUUCAAAUCCUGAAUGUCUCUUACUUGUGGUGAAGGAACUUGUGCAACAGUAUCACCAAUUCCAAUGCAGCCGCCUCCGGGAGAGCUCCCGCCUCAUGUUUGAAUACCAGACAUUACUGGAAGAGCCACAGUAUGGAGAGAACAUGGAAAUUUAUGCUGGGAAAAAAAACAACUGGACUGGUGAAUUUUCAGCUCGUUUCCUUUUGAAGUUGCCAGUGGAUUUCAGCAAUAUCCCCACAUACCUUCUCAAGGAUGUAAAUGAAGACCCUGGAGAAGAUGUGGCCCUCCUCUCUGUUAGUUUUGAGGACACUGAAGCCACCCAGGUGUACCCCAAGCUGUACUUGUCACCUCGAAUUGAGCAUGCACUUGGAGGCUCCUCAGCUCUUCAUAUCCCAGCUUUCCCAGGAGGAGGAUGUCUCAUUGAUUACGUUCCUCAAGUAUGCCACCUGCUCACCAACAAGGUGCAGUAUGUGAUUCAAGGGUAUCACAAAAGAAGAGAGUAUAUUGCUGCUUUCCUCAGUCACUUUGGCACAGGUGUCGUGGAAUAUGAUGCAGAAGGCUUUACAAAACUCACUCUGCUGCUGAUGUGGAAAGAUUUUUGUUUUCUUGUACACAUUGACCUGCCUCUGUUUUUCCCUCGAGACCAGCCAACUCUCACAUUUCAGUCCGUCUAUCACUUCACCAACAGCGGACAGCUUUACUCCCAGGCCCAAAAAAAUUACCCGUACAGCCCCAGAUGGGAUGGAAAUGAAAUGGCCAAAAGAGCAAAAACAUUCCCACAGACAAUCGGUAGAACGAAGACAGCCUUUGUGGUCUGAGAACGUGUCUCAUAGGAUACGAGCACAUCUCAGGGCAGAGCAUCCUCUUCAGGUUUCUUCCAGGAACAUCGCUCACAGCGGGAACUUGAGUUGUCCCUUGUGGGGAGGUACGUGUGUGAGUGACUUGACACAGCCAUCCACACGUGAUGGUAACGACUCAGUGCCCUGUGCCCUGGCAAUCUCAGGAUCAUGAUAUCAGAGCUAGAAAGAUAAUCCAGCUGCUUCACUUUAGAAAUGAAACAAGGGAGAAUUCUGCCCAAGGUCACAGAUUUUGAGUCUGAACUCAGGUCUAGGUGUCUGUCUACUACUUUGGGCUCUCCGAUAAUAGCUCAGGGGAUCGGAGAAUUCUCAGCACUCUUGUUGGUUGAUUUCUGGUCAUUUUCACUGGAUUACCCGAUGAGUAUCCCCCAGACCCCCACUUGGCUGCGUGUCCUCCGGCACUGCCAUGCUCAGCUUUAUGCUUUGACCCUCGUCUCCUAAAAGCGAGCGGCACCACUGCUGCUAGGAGCCAAUGGCACUUUCUCUACCAGCCUACUCAUGGCUGUCCCCAUUAGUGCCUCCUCACUGCUUUCUUUGCCCCACCCUGACCAAGCG
Macaca mulatta (Rhesus monkey) is the source of this 1978-nucleotide messenger RNA. The record is from RefSeq and is a predicted model, not a curated record. NCBI's taxonomy places the organism in Eukaryota, Metazoa, Chordata, Mammalia, Primates, Cercopithecidae.